Dipodomys spectabilis (banner-tailed kangaroo rat) is the source of this 910-nucleotide messenger RNA. It is a transcript of the gene Zdhhc22, whose product is annotated as zinc finger DHHC-type palmitoyltransferase 22. Lineage: Eukaryota; Metazoa; Chordata; Mammalia; Rodentia; Heteromyidae. Bases 1 to 792 code for a protein of 263 amino acids. The transcript has 2 exons. Gene Ontology annotation, molecular function: palmitoyltransferase activity. Gene Ontology annotation, cellular component: Golgi apparatus. Gene Ontology annotation, biological process: protein palmitoylation. The record is from RefSeq and is a predicted model, not a curated record.
AUGCUGGCCCUGCGGCUGCUCAACGUGGUGGCCCCUGCCUACUUCCUGUGCAUCUCCCUGGUGACCUUCGUCCUGCAGCUCUUCCUCUUCCUGCCCAGCAUGCGGGAGGACCCCGCCGCUGCCCGCCUCUUCUCGCCCGCCCUGCUCCAUGGGGCGCUCUUCCUAUUCCUCUCUGCCAACGCCUUGGGCAAUUACGUCCUGGUCAUCCAGAACUCUCCGGAUGACCUGAGCACCUUCCAGGGGACCUCAUCCAGGAGGGCUCAGUGUCCCCCGCCCAGCACCCACUUCUGCCGAGUGUGCGCCCGGGUCACACUAAGGCACGACCACCACUGCUUCUUCACGGGCAACUGCAUCGGCAGUAGGAACAUGCGCAACUUCGUCCUGUUCUGUCUCUACACCUCCCUAGCCUGCCUCUACUCCAUGGUGGCUGGCGUGGCCUACAUCUCGGCCGUCCUUUCCAUCUCCUUCGCCCAUCCCCUGGCCUUCCUCACGCUCCUGCCCACCUCCAUCAGCCAGUUCUUCUCCGGCGCUGUCCUUGGUUCUGAAAUGUUCGUCAUCCUCAUGCUCUACCUCUGGUUUGCUGUGGGCCUGGCCUGUGCUGGCUUCUGCUGUCACCAGCUGCUGUUGAUCCUCCGAGGGCAGACUCGCCACCAGGCUCGAAAGGGGAUGGCAGUCAGUGCCCGGCCUUGGCGCAAGAAUUUACAAGAGGUCUUUGGAAAGAGAUGGCUGCUGGGCCUGCUGGUCCCCAUGUUCAAUGUUGGAAGCGAGAGCUCUAAGCAGCAGGACAAGUAGCAGGUCAGACACUCUGGUCGUUUCUGUGUCUCCAUUCCUCCUGCACACAAGACCAUGGCACCUUGUCUCCACCAUGACCCACAACAACUCCAGGCUGGUAAGGUCCUCUCACUCCAGG